GCUAGGUCUAACAACAAACGCGUUGUGGCAGUAGCAAAAACCCGAUCACCACGUGUGACCCAGUUUUUUUACCGACAUCCCACUCCUACUAGUGUACUAGGUACUUUGUGUUUUGACUUAAAGAAAAAAAAUUAAGUUAGUGCCUUAACUCCAAAAAGACUGACAUACAAAAAAAAAACUCUUUUCAAAAAAUAAUAGUGAACUAGAGGACGUGAUAUACUCUGUGUGAUAGUAGAUACUAGAAGCUUAAUUUAUUUUAUCAUUAAUAAUAUUAUUUGAAUACUGACUCAAUAAUCAUGCCAGCUCCAGUGGAAGAAACCAAUAACAACCACAUCCUGGAUACCGCCAACGAGGAAAAUCUGGAAGACUUGAUACCAUCAUCCAAAAAUCUUGAUCCAAGAGACUCUAUCUCAUCAAUUGAUAGCGAUGUAAGUCUUUCUUAUGACCGUAAAGGUAGCCUCGAAGACUCCCAAAUCGCUGAAAACGAAGAUGAAGGUGCUCAUAUGGCAGACUUAUCCGAUAGCUCUUCUGACAAUGGCUCUGCAGGAGGCGGCAAAGAUUCUGGAUGCGAAGUUACUCCCGAAGUUACCGAACCACCAUUCAAUCCUCCAAGUGACGAAUUAGCCGACAAAAUCUGUCAGCAAGUCGAAUUUUACUUUUCUGAUGCUAACAUUACUAAAGAUGCCUUUUUACUGAAACACGUGAAAAGAAACAAGGAAGGAUACGUUUCUUUGAAGUUGAUCUCUAGCUUCAAGAGAGUGAAGCAUCUAACAAAAGACUGGAGAGCUGUUGCUCACGCUCUAAAACGCUCAAAUAAGUUAGAGAUUAACGAAGCCGGAACUAAACUUAGAAGAUUAGAACCUCUUCCUAAAUACGAUGAAACUACACCAUCGAGAACAGUAGUGGCUGUUCAUAUGCCCAUCGACAAACCAACCAUCGAAAAUGUAGCUGAACUUUUCAAAAAUUGCGGUGAAAUUGCUCUAAUUAGAAUUCUAAGACCUGGAAAUCCAAUUCCAGCAGACGUAAGACAAUUCAUCAACAAAAAUCCAUCUUUGGCAGGUUUGGUAUGUGCCCUUGUAGAGUUUGUAGCAUCGGAAUCGGCAAGAAACGCAAUGCAAUUGCCGAACACUUUGGGAGAACCUAUGAAGGUUUAUGAAUUGAAUAAUGUACCUCAUCCAGAGAGAAAGAAGAAGUCUAACAACAAAAAGGCUAAUAAUAAUAUGCAAUACAGUAAAGGAUUCAUUUCUGAGUCUGAUUAUAUUAGUUCAUCUUGUCAAAGUGGAUCAGAAGCUGAGGAAAUUAGGAAAUUUGAUCCAAGAGGUAAAAUGCGUAGAGGUUCCUCAGCCCACUUCCCAUCCCGUUUCAUUGAACCAGCCGCCUGGCUCCAAAGACGCCUAUCAGCUUCAUCUACAGAAGCCAAUUUCCUCUACAUGCCCCGUAGACUUUCGUACAGUUCCAGAGACUCGAGCGAUUCCAGCCUAUUCUUACCACGUAGAAUGAGCGCUUGCAGCAUUUCCAGCAACGACAGCUUCCACAACAGAAGAAUGUCCUCGGUCAGUCAAAUAUCCGAGGCACCGUCUAACCGUUCCAGAAGUAACAGUUCGGCAUUCCAGAAUGCCGAGAACGUUUUGAGAUUGCCCAAAGGACCCGAUGGUAGUAGAGGAUUUUGUAGGCAGAAGCCCAGCCUUCCAACUGUAGUACAGUAAGAGUUUUUGAGUAUAGUUUUUAGUGGUUUUGUAUUUCUGUAAGGAUUUCGAUUUUUGAUAGUGUGAUAAGCCAAAAAGUUCUGGUCUUUUUAUGAAAAGAGUAUUUUUGUUAGAAUAUCUGCGCGAAGUGUUUUUUAAGAAUUGAGCGACAAUAAUUAUCAGAUUCUCAAUACCUACGCGACGUAAGUAUCUUAUAUACAAACUUUUCACUUCCUUUAUCUUUUCAAAUAACUUAAAUUUAAUUUCAAUUUCCGCUAUAAUUAAUUUAAAGUGAAAGCGCGUAAAAAUUUGAUUGAUUUUUCAAUACCAUAAAUUUAUACAAAAAUCUAUAUUCCCAUGAUGUAGAUCCAAUUCAAGGCAAAAUUUAAAUCAGGCUUGACAUUUUAUGUUUAUAACAACCAUAAAAUACCCAUUGAUGGGUAGGUAGGUAAUCCAAAUAAUCGACACGUAAUUUAAUUACUGAUGUUCCGUUUUAAUCUCAAGGUGAAAACAAUACGAUUUAUUAUUAUUAUUUUUGUCUAAGUGCAAUUUGUUAUAAAAUUUGCAAUACGAUCAAGGUUAAUAGUGUGCGAGAAUGAUUUUUUACGUUUCUAGUCCAAGAGCGGUUUGUUUCGUGUUCAAUCUAAUAAAUUAUCAUGUUUGUUUAAUUUUUAUGGUUUAAAUAUUUUGUUUCUCUUAGAAAAGGUUUGUCAUGGAAUAGUUUUGGUAUAUUUAUUCCUUCGAAACUCAGAUCUUAUUUUAUGAUAGAAGGAACACCCUUAUUUCUUCUGCAAUGAGGAUAGUUUUCGACAAUAUAUAAAUUUUAUGAAAAAUCUCGUAUCUAUGUUAGUCCAGGUUCACAUAAAGUAUGUGACAAAUUUUGAUUUUGAAAAGAAAAUAUAUCUUUUGGCCAUUUUGGCCAGUUAUCUUAUCAUUGGGUUUCAUUACCCAUUGAUCCAACUCACCCAAAAAAAUCCUUUGCUACAUCAAAGAACGAUCAAAAAUACAAAACAUACAUAUGUUGCUCCUAUAAUAUUGAAACUAUUUGAUUUUUUCAGGAAUACUAAACGGAAUCAAAGAGCCUUUGUCCUUUUCGUCUCACCAUAGAAAAAUCCGCUAAACUAUAUCAAGGUUUUCAAAUUAGUCCACAAAUGACAUCAUAAUAAUUUCUAUAGAAUGAUUUGUGAUGGGUUCUGAAUCAUUUUUCGUUCACUUACUGUUCUUGAGAACCUUGAAAGCAGGGUUCAAUGAAUUUACCGGAUCAAGUGCUGACCCAAAAAGCGUGCUCUUGGUGCCAUGGUAAACUGGGUAACAAGAAAAAGUAGUGGGUACCAACUAACAGAUGAAAUUGAUUCUGUUUAAUAUUUUUAAUAAUUAAUUAGUAGAUAUGCUUUAAAUAUCCUUUUACGUUUUAUAUAUUUAUUUCACGCAAUAUGACAUAUUUUUUGAUGCAAAUUUACAUUAGAAGUAUUUUCCAAUGUUCGUAUGUAGCAUACACAUUAUUUGACUCGAAAAACAAUAAUUAGAUCAGAAGCCCAGUUCAAAACAUUUUUUUUUAAACUAAAGCCAAUAGGUAACGGUUUCUCAGGUUGUAUUGAACCCAAAAAGGAAAAAUUAAUUCUUGCACUCAAUUAACCAAAACCAAUUGCAAAGGCGCUGGUUCGGUUGGUUCUCGUCCUACAUUUCAAAUCUAGAUGCUUUCACUUCAAGUUCACAAACGCGAGACUCGUUUACCAAUUAAAUUUAAAAAAUAUAUGUUUUUAUAGAAAAUAGAAAUCUUUAAAUGAAAAUUAUGAAUCGUUUCUGAUAUGCUUCGGCAUUUUUUUAAAAAUUAACCACUAGAUUUGUGAAGGGAACGUUCAAAUCUCGACAGAAAGUAUGGAUAUGGUAAAAAAUCAAUCUUGAUUUUAUAUGCUGUUUGCAAUAGAAACAUUUAAAAAUUAACUUGGAUCGCCUUUUCAUGGUGGGUAUUUAUUAUUUGAAGAUUUCACUGAAGGCAACAAGGUAAAUAUGCAAAAAACCCUGUUUCCCAGGAUUUUUAUUUUCAAUUUCUCCUGUUAACAAAUUUUUAUUCAAAAAACUAAACAGAACAAAAUCUAUUAGUAUUAUCCGACUACUCCCUACAUUCCACCAUGGAACGUUUUACGAAUAAUGAAAUGCGCUUCAAAACCGUAUCUAAAAUACAUUCUAUUUACGUACAAGCUCUACUACUUUCUAUAAAAUUUGUUUGGCUUCGAUAUGCCUUAGGAGAAAGCUUAUAUACUUACAAUCCGUAUUAAAUUAGGCAUAAAGUAUGCUUGUCUUUUACUAUCGCCUUUCUUUUUCGAACUGUUUAUUUUUUACUUUUUAGACUCUUGCUUGGCAAUAAUUUAAUAUUUUUUUUAUAUACUCACCUACCUAUUUAUGAUUUCUCUUUCAUGAUUGAUGAUGAUGUAUUAUCGCUCGAUUCAUUUAAAUACUAUUUUGUAUCUGUUUUGUUCUAAAAGCAGUCCGAUUUAGUUUUGUUAGCUUAUUUGUCUCUUUUUUAAGGCUUUAUUGAAUUGUGUCUUAUUUUUUUUUUUGCUCUUAGGUACCUAGUAGUAGUUUAAUUUUAAAUAAUUAUUAUUUUUGAUCUAACAUUAGUAAUCACUCACUAAAAACUAAUAUUUAGAUCAAUAAUGAUAAUGUUCUAUGAAAAAGGAUUAAACUUUUACUCCCUAUUUCUUUCUUUGUAUAUAGAGUUUAUAUUUAUUGUACUUAUUUAUUUUUAUUUUAGUUAAUAAAUUUACUUUCAAAAAAU
This is a messenger RNA of Ceutorhynchus assimilis (cabbage seed weevil), 4464 nucleotides long. NCBI's taxonomy places the organism in Eukaryota, Metazoa, Arthropoda, Insecta, Coleoptera, Curculionidae. The record is from the annotation of a GenBank genome assembly.